GGAUGUCAGGCACAAGUUCAAAACGCCCAUCAAACGUACUCUCCCUCAGGGAGGACGGCCACGUUCAGGACAGCUUUAUAAACAGACGCCCCUCCGGCCCUUUUGAAUCAUAACAGUUGCAGGUUAAGGUAAGUUACAUUCGAAGACUGCGAGGGCACGACUGCACAGAAGAUUAGGUUUAAAUCAUCUUUGACGAAAUCUCCCACUGAUCACAAUGGACGUUGCUGACAUCCCAAAUGAACCUUCCGAGGGGACGAGGCAACAUUCAGCCAGGAAUGAGGCAUCUUCUUGGGCGCUUUGGCUGGGGCGCGUCCAAGGUUUUAUCACAGCCAUCAGCCACACUGAACUGAUUGUUGAACUAUUUCAACAUUUAAAGCUUGCAGCACCUCUGGAAACCGGAGUGCCCAGAGAAAACCCACGCAGGCACGGAGAGAACAUGCAAACUCCACACAGGCAGGGGCGGGAUCGAACCCGGGUCCUCAGAACUGUCCUUUUUCAGUUGAUGAGCUUCUUUAUCGGCACUUUCAGCAAGGUGUUCUGUGGCCAUCUGGGGAAAACGGAAUUCGCAGCUGUAUCGUUGGCGACAACAAUGAUUGAUCUGACUGCUCUUUCCAUUGGGAUUGGAUUGUCAUUAACUUGCGAUACCCUCAUUUCUCAGACGUUUGGAAGCGGAAACCUGAAGCAAGUGGGGGUGAUCCUCCAGAGGGGGGUUCUGAUUCUACUGCUGGCAUGUUUCCCCUGUUGGGGUAUCCUCAUCAACACUGAACCACUUCUACUCAGUGCCAAACAGAGCCCAGAGGUUGCUAGAUUGGCUCAACUUUAUGUGAAGACCUUCAUGCCUGCUCUGCCGGCGGCAUUUAUCUACCAGCUGCUGGGCAAAUAUCUUCAAAACCAGGGAAUUAUUUGGCCACAAGUCAUAACUGGUGCAAUUGGAAACAUCUUGAAUGUAAUUAUCAAUUAUGUCUUCCUCCAUCUUCUGCAUUUGGGAGUUGUUGGGUCUGCUGUGGCAAAUCUCAUCUCCCAGUAUCUUUUGCCUGCGGUCUUACUGUCUUAUAUUUACUGGAGGGGUUUGCACAAAGCCACAUGGGAAGGCUGGUCACUGGAGUGUCUGCAUGAGUGGGGAACCUUUGCCAAGUUGGCCAUCCCGAGCAUGAUCAUGUUUUGGAUGGAGCAUGGAUCUAUGGAAGUGGGAGGAUUCCUCGCUGGCCAAAUCAGUGAAGUUGAGCUGGGAGCCCAGGCUGUGAUGUGUGAGCUGACAGUCAUAACUGGCCUGUUGUCACUUGGAAUUUCUGCCGCUGCGAGUGUCCAAGUUGGGAAUGCGCUUGGUGCAGGAAACAGUGAGCAAGCCAAGCUGUCUUGCAAAGUUUCCAUCAUCUUUUCAUCUGUAGUGGCUUGUUGUGUUGGAAUUUGCAUCACUCUCUCCAGGGAUGUAAUUGGCAAAAUUUUCACCAAAGACUUGGACAUUUUGAAACGGACUUCUGAUGUCAUGGUCGUUUUUUUCGUCAUUCAUCUUGCCGAUACUAUUGGGAAUGUGGGUGGAGGUGUCAUUCGAGGAGUUGGGAAACUCAAGUUCGGUGCUGCGUUUAACUUAAUUGUGCACUAUUGCAUUGGCCUUCCCAUUGGUGUGUCCUUAAUGUUCGCGACAACAAUGGGCGUCGUAGGACUUUGGACCGGUCUUACCGUCUCUGUUGGACUACAGGGUAUUUUCUUCGGUGCAUUUGUGUACAAACUUGAUUGGAUAAAGGCUGUUGAAAAGGCUCAAACGAGAGCAGGGGUCCAGGUCACUUUUGAAAACAUGGUGGCAAUCCAACCGGGCGAGCCAGACUCAAACACCAACCAGGCUCCAGUUGGUGCCCCCGCACCAAGAUGUGAGGUCGCCGCAGAGGACCACACGCUCCCACAGAAUCCAGGUCAUGAAAACGCGAACAACAUGGCCAGAGAUGUUCCCAGAGUAAAAGAAUUGCUUUUACGUCGUGGCUUGGUGUUACUCGUCAUGGUUGUCAUCUUUGCGGCUGGGAUCGUCGCCAGUCACUUCUUUGUCAGACUGCCGAAUUGAGUCUUGGGUAAGUUUGUAACUGACAGUUACGUGUCAGGAGAAUACCAAUUGUAGCGAAAGAGCAAAGGUUCGAAUCAGGCACACUAGUUUCCUCUCAUGAUUAUGUGUGUGCAAUAAAUAUUUGUGAUCAGUUAACAUAUAUUCCUUUACCAAAAAGGUUAUAAUAGGGAUUAAUUACAUAGUGUUGUUUUAGUAAUGAUUUCAGAAUCUUGUACAUAUUUGUAGUUUUUUAAUGUAAAGUAUGUAAUUAGAUGUACCAUGUGUUUUGUUGCAGUUAUUUUUAAAUGCUCUCUAUGAAAUGACAUGAAUAACAUGCUUAGUUCCUGAAAAUAACAUAAAUAUCUAUUCUAUUCUAUUCUAUGAUGAUUUAAUUUUCAUGUGGAAAACUAUACUUUUCUGUUUAAAAGACUGUUGUCAUGGUCCUGCCGGUCUCAGCCAUGGCUCUGCAGGUCCCCUACACACCUGCGUUGAUUAGGAGGCGCACACCUCAUUGUUGAUAAUUAACCCCAGAAUAUAUAUAGGACCCAGCGGACGGUCCGGCUUUGCCAGAUCCUUGCCGUCCAUGCCUUGUUCCCAACCUCCUUGUUCCUGAUCCUGAACCCCUGUGUACUGACCUCCGCCUGUCCUCCGACCAACCCCGUAAGCUUGACGCCCUUGAGACUGCUGAUCUCCCUGACUGAUCUCCAGUGUACCGAUCCCUGCUUGCUCGCUGACCUGCCUUCUACGCCUGACAUCCUAGUUAACGCUGCUCCAGUUCACUGUCUGCCUGAUCCCCGACCUUGGAACAAAUAAACACUUUUCCCAAACUGCC
Molecule: messenger RNA, 2867 nt
Organism: Syngnathoides biaculeatus (alligator pipefish)
Lineage: Eukaryota; Metazoa; Chordata; Actinopteri; Syngnathiformes; Syngnathidae
Product: multidrug and toxin extrusion protein 1-like
Exons: 17
Coding region: 215-2056 (613 amino acids)
Biological process (GO): xenobiotic detoxification by transmembrane export across the plasma membrane
Cellular component (GO): membrane
Molecular function (GO): xenobiotic transmembrane transporter activity; antiporter activity
Source: RefSeq, a predicted model, not a curated record